AUGCCUUCCACAGAAGCGCCGGAUAAGACGACGUACAACGACAAGUAUGUCGUUUUGUACGAUUUUAGUGAAAUAGACCAUGAUACUGCUGUCAAGGAAAUCAAAACUUUGCUGCAGGAUCUUGAAGAAACUGGCCUUCACACUGAAGUCAGAGCCGGUUACGAACAAAGCCUUCUCAUCUUUGUCAGAGCGCCUCACGAGUUACUCGGAAACUGGGUAUACAAGUCAAGAGUCAAAGAUUGGCUGUAUGGAAUCACUCCCACUCAUCCAGGCGGCGACAAAAAUACCGUCGUGAAGGGCGCUUACGAAUCUGAGGAUAUCCUCUCGGUUUAUCAUCUCGUCAACUGGUCCAAGGAUCUUGGCGGUGCGGGGAUCACCCCAGGUAUUGGACAAUGGGGGAAUGUCAAGGCCAUUUUCCCUAUUCACAAUACCAAGCUCAACCAAACGAUAUUGAGUCAUCUGAGUCGAAAGCUUUUCCUCACGGCUGAAGAUAUUGACUCUAUCCGGGAUAUGCACGGAUCAAAAGUCGCCUUUUACUAUGCCUUCAUCCAGGUUUAUACCGUUUUCCUGACAUUCCCCGCUGUCACUGGAGUCAUUGCUUGGCUUUGGCUUCCAAAGUAUUCUCUUGCUUUCGGUAUUCUGACUAGUGUUUGGUGCACCGUUUUCCUGGAAUAUUGGAAGAUUCAAGAGACUGAUUAUAGUCUACGAUGGAACGUCAAGGGUAUUCAUCACCUCAAGGUGAACCGCUCACAGUUCAAGUACGAGAAGGAAUACGUCGAUGAGGCUGGCCGCAAGCAUUAUUACUUUCCCCGUUGGAAGAAAGUCGUCCGACAACUGGCGCAGAUUCCAUUCCUUCUUUGCGCAUUCGUGGCUCUUGGAAUCACCAUCAUUGCCGUCUUUGCCAUUGAGAUCAUGAUUUCGGAGACUUAUGCUGGACCUUACAAGGACUAUCUCGAGUACCUCCCCACGAUCCUUCUCGCCGUAUCCCUCCCGUGGAUUACCGCCAGUCUCGAAGACGCGGCAGAAUGGAUGACCGAAUACGAAAACCACCGCACAGCCGAUCUUCACGAAAUGUCACUCACUCAAAAGAUUUUCGUUCUCAACAUGAUCACCAACUACCUCCCCAUUUUCCUUACAGCGUUUAUCUACAUUCCUUUCGGUGGCGAUGUCGUUCCUAAGCUUGAGGGUCUGCUCGUCAAGGCUUUUGCGAGCGUUGGUAAGAAAUUCGUUCACCAACCAUUCCAUCUCGACGCAGACCGUCUACGAAACGAAGUUAUCGCUUUGACUGUCACUGGUCAAAUUUCUGGUUUCUUCGAGGAGAAUAUUGUUCCUAUGCUCAAGCAUAAAAUGUCGGAUUGGUAUCGUGAUUACCGACGUUCGCGAUCUCAAGGCGAUAUGCUAUUGGCUGUCGUAAAGGACGAUCCCGAAGAGACAGAAUUUCUAUCCCGUGUCCGCAACGAGUCGAUCCUCCCCAAGUACAACGUCCAGGACGACAUCUCCGAAAUCGUGCUCCAAUUCGGUUACCUCGCUCUCUUCUCGCCAGUCUGGCCUGUCAUUCCUUUAGGUUUUCUAAUCAACAACUGGAUCGAACUCCGCUCCGAUUUCGCAAAACUCUCCCUCGAACACCAACGCCCCGCGCCCGUUCGCUCCGACGGAAUCGGCCCAUGGAUCUACUCCCUCGAAGCACUAACCUGGCUCGGCAGCAUCUGCACCGCCGCAAUCGUGCAUCUCUUCAGCGCAGGCAGAGUCGGCAGUCUCGUAGGCCAAUGGGCCACUCUCCCCGUAACAAUCUUCAUCAGCGAACACACCCUCCUUCUCCUACGCUCCCUGGUCCGCUUCUGUCUCCAACAAAUCGGUUCCGAGCGUAUCCGGGAAGAUUACAACCAGCGCUACGCCGUGCGGGUGAAGCAUCUUGAGGAAAUCGAGACGAAGAAGCAGAGCGGUCUUGCUGUGCGAGAUGCGCAUCGUGAGCGACGCAAGAGUGUGCUUGUUAUGGAACGGGAUCCUUUCUGGACGAAACAGGUUGAGCAUGGGACUAGUGAGGUCGCUGGUGUAACUUUGAUUCAGCAGGUUAAGAAGAAUGAGUCUUCUGAGGUUCAGGAGAAGACUGAUUAG
Molecule: messenger RNA, 2115 nt
Organism: Fusarium coffeatum
Lineage: Eukaryota; Fungi; Ascomycota; Sordariomycetes; Hypocreales; Nectriaceae
Exons: 3
Coding region: 1-2115 (704 amino acids)
Biological process (GO): chloride transmembrane transport
Cellular component (GO): cortical endoplasmic reticulum
Molecular function (GO): chloride channel activity
Source: RefSeq, a predicted model, not a curated record